GGUGCGGUAACACCCACGGAAUCCCGGGUCUCCGGGCGCGCCGGCGCUGAGAUGUCCUCAUUGCCAAGAAGAGCAAAGAUACAGGUCCAGACUACAGUGCCCCAAGAUGAGUUUUCUUAUUUCUCUGAGCUAUCAUCUGCCUCUGAAGAAGAUGACAAAGACGAUAGUGUUUGGGAGCCUCAAAAGAAAGUUCCCAGAGCCCGGAAACAGCCUGCUCCCAAGGAAUCCAAACCCAAGAGGAUGCCUCGGAGGAAAAAAGACACAGCCCUGCUAAGUGCUGGCUCAGAGGGUGUGGCAGUUAAGGAGGAGCUGAAUAGGUCCAUAGCUAUUGCUGACGUUGAUUUGGAAGAUAAUAAAUUGAAUACUGUACAGACUGUGAAGACAGCAAAGACAAAACGGAAAAAUUCAGCUCAGAGGGCCAAAAAGCUAAAAGUUGAUGAUGAAGCCAGCAAAGUGAGCAACUUGGUGGAUGGUACAGAGAUACCAUCAACAAGUGCCAUGGGGGAAGGUGUCUGUAAGAAAGAGGAGAAUGAAGAUGACUUCACGUUUGGCCAGCCUCCAUUAAAGAGAAUGAAGACGGAGAUGUGUCCUCAGGGGCAGCCUGUCACGUAUCCAGCAAGCGACACUAUUAAAGAGGAGGUAGAAAUGAACUGGGACAUCGUACAGGUUUUAUCUGAGAGAACUAAUAUUGAGCUUUGGGUUUGUGCCAACAUCAUUCGUCUCUUUAAUGAUGAUAACACAAUUCCCUUCAUUGUACGUUAUAGAAAGGAGCUCAUUAAUAACUUGGAUGCUGAUUCCUUGAGAGAAGUUCGACAGACCCUAGAUGAGUUAAGGGCAGUUGCAAAGAAGGUUCAUAGUACAAUUCAGAAGAUUAAGAAGGAGGGAAAGAUGUCUGAGUGUUUGUUAAAAGCCUUGCUGAACUGCAGAAGUUUUGAAGAACUAGAACAUGUGUCUGCACCAUAUAAAACUGGGAGUAAAGGCACAAAAGCCCAAAGAGCAAAGCAGCUGGGACUAGAGGCAGCAGCCUUGACACUGCUUGAGAAUCCAGGGAAACUCAAUUUGCUGUCUUACAUUCGACCGGAUGUUAAAGGGCUUUCUGCACUCCAGGAUAUUGAGACAGGAGUGCAGCAUAUUUUAGCAGACAUGAUUGCUAAAGACAAAGACACGCUUGACUUCAUUCGGAAAUUGUGCCAAAAUAGAUACAUUUGUAUUCAGUCAUCUCUGGCAAAAGUAUCCUCAAAGAAAGUAAAUGAGAAAGAUGUUGAUAAAUUUCAACUCUACCAGAACUUUUCAUGUAACAUAAGAAACAUUCAGCACCAUCAGAUUCUAGCAAUUAACCGUGGAGAGAAUUUGAAGAUACUGACAGUCAAGGUCAACAUCUCUGAUGGAAUAAAGAAUGAGUUCUGUAGGUGGUGUAUCCAGAACAGGUGGAGACCACAUGGCUUUGCAAGGCCAGAGUUAAUGAAAGUCUUAUAUAAUUCACUGGACGAUUCCUUUAAGCGCCUCAUUUAUCCUCUCCUCUGCAGAGAGUUCAGAGCCAAACUGACAUCAGAUGCAGAGAAGGAAUCAGUGAUGAUGUUCGGACAGAACCUUCGUCAGCUCCUUUUAACAAGCCCUGUUCCAGGGCGUACCUUGAUGGGAGUGGAUCCUGGUUACAAGCAUGGCUGCAAGUUAGCUAUAAUUGCUCCUACUGGUCAGAUACUUCAUACUGAUGUGGUUUACUUGCAUUGUGGGCAAGGCUUCCGAGAGGCAGAGAAAAUAAAGAAGCUUUUGCUGAAUUUCAACUGCAGCACGGUGGUGAUUGGAAAUGGAACUGCCUGCCGGGAAACUGAAGCUUACUUCGCUGACCUGAUAAUGAAAAAUUACUUUGCACCACUGGAUGUUGUUUACUGCAUCGUCAGUGAAGCAGGAGCAUCUAUCUAUAGUGUGAGCCCUGAAGCCAACAAAGAGAUGCCAGGGCUGGAUCCUAAUCUAAGAAGUGCAGUUUCCAUAGCAAGGCGUGUACAAGAUCCAUUAGCUGAGCUAGUGAAAAUUGAGCCGAAGAACAUUGGAGUUGGAAUGUAUCAGCAUGAUGUAUCCCAGACUUUACUCAAGGCAACACUGGACAGUGUUGUAGAAGAAUGUGUCAGCUUUGUGGGAGUUGAUAUUAACAUCUGUUCAGAAGUUUUGUUAAGGCAUAUUGCAGGGCUGAAUGCCAACAGAGCCAAAAAUAUUAUUGAAUGGAGAGAGAAGAAUGGUCCCUUCAUCAACCGAGAGCAGCUGAAGAAAGUGAAAGGAUUAGGUCCAAAAUCCUUCCAGCAGUGCGCUGGUUUUAUCAGAGUCAACCAAGAUUAUAUUCGAACAUUCUGCAGUAGUCAGCAAACUGACUCUUCAAGCCACAUUCAAGGAGUUGCUGUGACAUCUUCAGCAGGUGUUGAAGUCACAAAUGAGAAGCAGGGCAAAAAGAAGAGCAAAACCGUAGGGGAUGCUACACUGAAGCCAAAUCCUUUGGACCAGACUUGUAUUCAUCCGGAAUCAUAUGACAUAGCAAUGAGAUUUUUAUCAUUCAUUGGAGGGACGCUGUGUGAGAUUGGAACACCUAAAAUGCAACAGAAAAUAAAUUCAUCUCUUGAAAAGGAAGGAAUAGAGAAAGCUGCAGAAAGAUUAAAGACAACAGUACACACUUUACAGGUCAUCAUAGAUGGUCUCAGCCAGCCCGAAAGCUUUGACUUUCGAACAGAUUUUGAUAAACCUGAUUUCAAGAGAAGUAUAGUAUGCCUGGAAGAUCUGCAGGUUGGCACGAUUUUGACAGGCAAAGUUGAAAAUGCCACUCUGUUUGGAAUUUUUGUGGAUAUAGGAGUGGGGCGAUCAGGGCUGAUUCCCAUACGAAAUGUUACAGAAGCAAAGCUUUCUAAAACAAAGAAGAGAAGGAGCCUUGGGCUGGGCCCUGGAGAAAGGGUGGAAGUCCGAGUCCUGAACAUUGACGUCCCCCGGUCUAGGAUCACUCUGGACCUUAUUCGGGUGCUGUGAGUGUCCCACUGAAGGCAGAUGCUGAUUUUAUCUCCUUAUUUCUACAGAUUGAUGAGGAUGAGUAAGAGAUUCCUGAAUUCUAGGUAGCAUAUGACAAAGAAAUCAGUAACAACAGUAUUUUCUGAACAUUUGUUUUCUUUUUUCCUUAUGAGUAAAUAGAAGGGCCUGCCAAAUAGUUCAGUGGAUUAAAGUGCC
This is a messenger RNA of Octodon degus (degu), 3204 nucleotides long. RefSeq names its product S1 RNA binding domain 1 (gene Srbd1). Gene Ontology annotation, molecular function: structural constituent of ribosome; mRNA binding. Lineage: Eukaryota; Metazoa; Chordata; Mammalia; Rodentia; Octodontidae. Gene Ontology annotation, biological process: nucleobase-containing compound metabolic process; translation. The record is from RefSeq and is a predicted model, not a curated record.